GUGUCGUGUGCUUGGUCUAGAGAGAGGCUUGAGCGGCACUCUCCCCCUCUCCUUCACUGGCCAAGAUGUUUCUCUCGGUUUUAACGGCGUCGUUGGCCGUUAUUGGCUGCCUGGUGACUCAGACAACAUGCACCGAGGAUAGAGAUCUGCUGAUAGUGACUGUUGCAACAAAUGAGACCGAUGGAUUUAAGCGUUUCAUCCGCUCGCUAAAUAUCAAUGGCCUGCAAGUUAAAGUUUUAGGUCUUGGUCUUGCAUGGGAGGGAGGAGAUGUGAAGAAUGUAGCCGGUGGAGGUCACAAAGUUAAUCUGCUGAAGGAGGAACUCAAGAAGUACAAAGAUGAUGCAAAAAAGAUAAUUAUGUUUAGUGAUAGUUAUGAUGUUAUCUUCACGGAUGGCAAGGAUGCUAUUCUGGAGAGAUUUGACAAGCUGAAUGCCCGAGUGGUCUUUGCUGCGGAGGAUUAUUGCUGGCCAAAUAAAAACUUGGCAUCACAGUAUCCAAGGGUAGCAUUUGGCUACAAGUACCUAAAUUCUGGAGGUUUCAUCGGCUAUGCACCAGAUGUCUACAAAAUUGUCACAUCACAUGAAAUUAAGAAUGAAGAUGAUGACCAGUUGUACUACACAGAAAUAUUUCUUGAUGAGAAGCUUCGUAAGCUUUAUGGAAUGAAACUUGAUACUCAGGCGAAAAUAUUUCAAAACCUUAAUGGACAGUAUGGUGAGUUGGUCAGAAGUGGUCCAAGUUUAGGGAAGGCAUCCAUUCUGGGUAACAACAUCUACCUCUUGAAGUCCUUCAGAAGAAGGCAAUGUCUUUGUGAACAGGUGUUUAACCCCUUGGUGCUGG
Penaeus indicus is the source of this 837-nucleotide messenger RNA. RefSeq names its product multifunctional procollagen lysine hydroxylase and glycosyltransferase LH3-like. Lineage: Eukaryota; Metazoa; Arthropoda; Malacostraca; Decapoda; Penaeidae. Gene Ontology annotation, molecular function: procollagen-lysine 5-dioxygenase activity. The record is from RefSeq and is a predicted model, not a curated record. Gene Ontology annotation, cellular component: endoplasmic reticulum. The annotation marks the transcript as partial. Gene Ontology annotation, biological process: peptidyl-lysine hydroxylation. The transcript has 6 exons.